Messenger RNA from Archocentrus centrarchus (flier cichlid), 2010 nucleotides. RefSeq names its product tissue alpha-L-fucosidase. Gene Ontology annotation, biological process: fucose metabolic process; glycoside catabolic process. Gene Ontology annotation, cellular component: lysosome. Lineage: Eukaryota; Metazoa; Chordata; Actinopteri; Cichliformes; Cichlidae. The transcript is spliced from 8 exons. Gene Ontology annotation, molecular function: alpha-L-fucosidase activity. The record is from RefSeq and is a predicted model, not a curated record. The coding region runs from base 244 to 1590 and encodes 448 amino acids.
AUAUUAGCUGCCAGUCAUAUGACAGAAGUGAGACGGAAAUAAUUCAACCGAAGGGUCGCAAACCGUGAAUACCGGUUCUGUUAUUGAGCUGCCGGUGGGAUAUUUGGACUGUGUUGUAGCUCUUUGUGUUUUGCAGUUUCUGGAGACGCAGGCGGGCACACUGCUGGCUGUAAAUGUGAGACUCACCGAACUUCCUUGUGCGCGCAGCUGCAGCAGUUCUCAGGAAGACACCUAUCUGCCAUCAUGCUCGCCGUGUCUCUUCUUAUCGUUGCUGUUGUUUCUCAAACGGCGGCUCGGUACACCCCGGACUGGACGAGCCUGGACGCCAGGCCGCUGCCUUCAUGGUACGACGAAGCCAAGCUGGGGAUUUUUAUCCACUGGGGCGUGUUUUCUGUGCCCGGCUUCAACAGCGAGUGGUUCUGGUGGCACUGGCAGGGCCAGCAGCCUCCGGACCAGAAAUGUGUUAACUACAUGUCGCAAAACUAUCCUCCCGGGUUCAGCUACCCGGAGUUUGCUCCUCAGUUUCACGCUCAGUUCUUCAACCCAGAAGAGUGGGCGGAUAUUUUCAAAGCUUCUGGUGCAAAGUAUGUCGUCCUGACUGCCAAACACCACGAAGGAUUUACUAACUGGGAAUCUCCAAACUCCUGGAACUGGAAUUCUGUUGAUACUGGUCCUCACAGGGACCUGGUGGGAGACCUGGGAGAGGCAGUGCGCAACAGGUCAUUGCACUAUGGUCUCUACAAUUCCUUGUAUGAGUGGUUCCACCCUCUCUAUCUUAUUGACAAGAAGAAUGGGUUCAAAACGCAAGAGUUUGUGCUGAAUAAACUUCUUCCAGAGCUGUAUAACAUGGUUGUAAGGUACCAGCCUGAAGUGAUCUGGUCUGAUGGGGACUGGGAAGCACCUGACACCUACUGGAACUCCACCCAAUUCCUGGCCUGGCUCUACAAUGACAGCCCUGUUAAAGAUACUAUCGUGACUAAUGACCGAUGGGGAGCUGGCUGUGCCUGUAAACAUGGUGGCUACUACAACUGCGAGGACAAGUACACUCCAGGCCAGCUGCCCAAACACAAGUGGGAAAAAUGCACAUCUGUGGAUACUCUUUCCUGGGGUCAUCGACGAAAUAUGAAGAUGAACGAAGUUAUGCCACUGGCCGCCAUUAUUGAGGAUCUGGUCCGCACUGUCGCUCUUGGGGGUAACUACCUUCUGAAUGUUGGUCCCACAGCCGACGGGAUGAUCCCCCCUGUGUUUGAAGAGAGGCUAAGAGGUGUUGGAGACUGGCUAGAGCUCAACGGGGAGGCCAUCUACUCUUCCAAGCCCUGGAGGGUGCAGACAGAAAACACCACUAUACCAGUCUGGUAUACAUCUAAGGGGCUUAUAGUCUAUGCCAUCAUGACAGCCAAACCCCCGAUGUCCACAGUGAAACUGUUGGAACCCAAAACUUCAGCCAUCACGCAGGUGUUCUUGGUGGGGAAUCCUACACCCUUAUCCUGGGCCCCAGUCAACCCCGGCGGUGGCCUUGUUGUCCUUUUGCCUGAGCUGCCUUAUACUCCUGCUCAGGUGUGGACACUUAAACUGGACCUUGUCCAGUAAGUUUUAAAUGCCUAAAAUAAUGAUCCUCUCCAAGGAUGAAUUAUUUGAAAUGAAUCAACUCAGGUUUUUAAUUUUUGUGGAUUAAUGGGGGAACUUGCUCUGACUUGAAGGGACAGUACUCACGUAAUGAGUUAGUAUCAUUACCAAAAUGAAAGAAUCAAACAUGCCUUCUCCAUGAUUGCUUUGCUGCUCCGAGGACUAAAGACUUAAUACCAUUUUGUCUCAGUCGUGUUAAAUUUUUAAUGAGUCCGUGUUUCUGAAUGGAAAGUGAAUCUGAAUCUGCUGUGUGGUUUUAAAGUUUUUCUGUCAGCUUCUCAGCUUAGUGCUGUUUCACAAAUGAUUCAUUAUUUCAGUGGUUUGUUUUGAAAAUGAGCGGUUUAUAUAUAAAAAACACUUAUUUUUUCACUUCCCGUCUUUUAA